This is a messenger RNA of Phodopus roborovskii (desert hamster), 1159 nucleotides long. Its product is annotated as sulfotransferase 1C2. The record is from RefSeq and is a predicted model, not a curated record. Gene Ontology annotation, molecular function: sulfotransferase activity. Gene Ontology annotation, biological process: sulfation. Gene Ontology annotation, cellular component: cytoplasm. Lineage: Eukaryota; Metazoa; Chordata; Mammalia; Rodentia; Cricetidae. The transcript has 8 exons. Bases 159 to 1058 code for a protein of 299 amino acids.
GCACAAUAGAAUUUGAACCUCUGUGCUUGCCAUACCCUGGAAAUGCUUUCCUGCUUCCUCCAAAUGUACUUUUGCACUCAAAGAACUCGGGGCAGUCCAGCCUUGAGAUUACUGACAGCUAGAGCUUGAAGGGACUGUACCCUUCACCUUGAGACACUAUGGCUCAGACCCCAGAAUUGAGCAAACCAACAAAAUGGAAAGGGAUAGCAGAGAUAGCAGGGAUCUCCCUGAUGGCUGACACUGUGGACAACUGGAGCCAGAUUCAGACCUUCAAGGCCAAGCCAGAUGACCUCCUCAUUUGUACUUAUCCUAAAUCAGGGACAACAUGGAUUCAAGAAAUUGUAGACAUGAUUGAGCACAAUGGGGAUGUAGAGAAGUGCCAGCGAGCCCUCAUUCAACACCGGCACCCUUUUAUUGAGUGGGCACGGCCACCCCAGCCAUCAGGUGUGGAUAAAGCCAAUGAGAUGCCAGCUCCAAGGACACUAAAGACCCAUCUUCCCACUCAGCUGCUGCCACCAUCUUUCUGGACAAGUAACUGUAAGUUUAUUUAUGUGGCUCGGAAUGCCAAAGACUGCAUGGUCUCCUACUACCACUUCUAUAGGAUGAGCCAGGUACUCCCAGAUCCAGGCACCUGGGAUGAGUUUUUUGAAAUCUUCAUCAAUGGGAAAGUAAACUGGGGAUCCUGGUUUGACCAUGUGAGAGGAUGGUGGGAAAUUCGAGACAGACAACAGAUUCUCUUCCUCUUCUAUGAAGAUAUGAAGAGGGACCCAAAGCAUGAAAUCCAGAAGGUAAUGCAGUUCAUGGGAAAGAACUUGGAUGAAACAGUGCUGGAUAAAAUCGUCCAGGAGACAUCAUUUGAGAAAAUGAAAGAGAAUCCUAUGACAAAUCGUUCAACGGUUCCCAAAUCUAUCCUGGACCAGUCCAUAUCCCCUUUCAUGAGAAAAGGCACUGUGGGUGAUUGGAAGAACCACUUCACUGUGGCCCAGAAUGAGAGGUUUGAUGAAAUCUAUAAACAGAAGAUGGAAGGAACGUCUAUAAACUUCUGCAUGGAACUGUGAUCAAGGCAUAAAGAUAGAUGUCAAGAACACAGAGGCUGUCUGUAAGCCUCAACCCAGCCAAAAGAAUCUCUGAAAGCAUGCUAUAAAUGUGAGGAUUGUGG